Messenger RNA from Corticium candelabrum, 2137 nucleotides. RefSeq lists its product as uncharacterized. The coding region runs from base 1 to 2019 and encodes 672 amino acids. The transcript is spliced from 4 exons. NCBI's taxonomy places the organism in Eukaryota, Metazoa, Porifera, Homoscleromorpha, Homosclerophorida, Plakinidae. The record is from RefSeq and is a predicted model, not a curated record.
AUGCAACGUAUUGGAAAAUUACUGUUCUUGCUUCUCGGUUUGAUUCAUCUAUCUAUCAGCCAGAAUUUCUCCUGUAGUCUUCCCACUCCUGUCACCGGCGCACCUUCUCUACCCAACGUCACCAACCAGUUCACCACAUAUGUAGAAGCCAAUAUCGAGAACAAAGGCUACACGGUUAACGCCGUGGAGUAUUACGACGAGCCAAACAAUCGAGGAAGGCUUGACUUUUCAGGAGACAACCACGGCGAGUCGUCACUCAUCUACACGUAUAGUGAUCAACAAUGGUUCCACAUCAACUCUUCGCAUUGUACCGCCCAUUCUCUGCAGCCGAACGACACGUUUCUUGCGUUUCCUAUCAAUUUGGGUAAUCAGGGAAAUGCUCACAUUCGAGGAAUAUCUGACGUUCUUUUCUUUGGCAAGAAAUAUAACGAGACCUAUGUCGGACAGGAAGAGGUGAGAGGGAUCAUGGCCGAUCACUGGAAAACAUGCGCUGAUACGAGGUUUGGAGGUAGUAUGAGCUUGGACUGGUACUUUGCAGUUGACGAGUGGACAAGUGAAGGGCAUGGAACUCCUCUCAGACUUGUGAUAGAAGGCACCGAUCCCAACAUGGGACGUAAUGAUGCGUCGGACGACACGAAUGGAUGGCAUUACUUCAAGCAUUCGUAUGAUUUUGUCUUCUUUGAAGCAACAAUUCCCCGCGGUAUGUUUUGCGACGGCAGCAAGAGUACCAAGAGCAUUCCAUUUAUUCCCGAAAAUUUUUCAGCCAGACUUCAAUUGGUCAAUGCCAUUAACAACACAAUUUACCAUCUAACUGAAGUUCAUAAUCGAAACACUCAAAAGUACGUAUUCCGUGCUCCUCAUCUGACUGUAGUCCAAGAUUUUCGUCUCGGCUUGGGAUUCUUUCUAAGCGGCACCAACUGCACGGCCAUGCCGCUCUCCGUUUCUCUUCUCUACCAGUUUUCUGGAGAACAGCUGAUAGCUCGACUGUCUUCAGACAAGAAGCAUUUGCAACUGAAAUCAGCCAAAUCAUUGUUUGGAAUAUCCGACAAUUCUAACACAUCAUACAUUGGUACGAGGACGGUCAACGAGAUUCCUUGCGAUGUAUUUUCUGAGGAAAGAAGAGAUUUUCCACACAAAGGGAAUAUUACAAUUAUUGAGUUGUCAUUUGCCAGAAAAUCUCUCAACUACUUGUCUCCGUUUGGAGACUCAGAACAGCAGGUUCCUAUUCGUUAUGAACAAUACAGCAAGAGUUUAGUGGGGAGAAUAGAUCAUCCCUCACACUACGACUUUCAUCAAAUUUUUAACGUUUAUGACUUUUCUGUUUCUACUGACAACGUGGAAGAAAUUGAGAUGGAGCAUUGCUAUACAUCCAGCAUAACAGUUUGGUUCCAGUUGGAUGGCAAGUUUGACAGUCUUCUCGAUACAAAUGGCAAUCACUUUGCAACAAGCAUUAUCGACUCUGUGGCUGAAGCAGCACAAAUUGACAUUUCAAGAAUAACAAGAGUCACACCAAUUAAACUUGGUGAUGGCUUUCUUAUUCAAGUGACUCUUCUCGGUUCAUUGCACAAUGAUACAUUGACAACCUAUGUCUCUACAGGAGUGUCUCUUGAAGAAGCCAUCAGCAAUCUGCAAGAUGUGAUUGAUGAGGGCAAACUAAAUAUUGUUAUCAAUCAGACACAAAUGCAGUAUCAAGCAGUGAGUGGAAGUCUAACUGCUACCAAUCCAGCAUACCCUUGCAUGUUAGGGAAUACUACUACUGUGUCUGUUCCUACUGUUCUUUCAACAACAGCCAGAAAAGUAUCGGUGUCUCCCACCUCACAUACCAUGGCUAGCUCUAAACCUCCUGAACAGCAGUGUCCCAAUAACUCAGAUUUGUCUCAGUGUCGUGAGGUGUUGGCUGCUUUGGGAUUGGCCAUGUUUAUUAUGGGGUUUGCUGCAGGUUGUAUAUUAUUUUGUUGUAUUAUUCACAGGAAACGAGGGUUUGAUGAUUACAACUAUGACAGACACGAUCCUAUUUGAAGGAAAGUACCUGUCAUCUAAACGCAUGUCUUUAUGGGAUUGUUGACAUUAUUUCAUGCAUGCCACUUAUAGCACUAUAUCAUUAUGUUUCAUGUGUCAUGUUCAUUACUGAGCUGUU